AUGCGCACAAGCAAGCGCGACGGCGACGACCUCGUCGUGGUCGGCGUGUAUGUCGACGAUCUUCUAGCGACAGGGACGAGCGCGGCGGCGGUCGAGCGGUUCUUUGCAAGCCUCGCGUCGUUGUCGAUCAAGGACCUGGGGCGUGUCAGCAAGUUCCUGGGAAUGCGCGUGACGCACAACGGUCAGAAUGGGUACACGCUCGAUCAGGAGGAGGCCAUAAGAGACCUCUUACGCGACAACGGACUCGCUGACGCCAACUCGACGUGGACGCCGAUCGACGACAGCUGCUACGAGUUGGAGGAGGGCGACGCGGAGCUUCUUGGGACGCCAAGCGCGAAAUUAGGACCGACUGUGCGCCAGUUUCAGUCGCUGGUCGGCUCGCUGCUCUGGGUGGCGCGUUGCACGCGCCCUGACAUAGCGUUUGCGGUGCACAAGGUCACGAGACGAGCCCAUGCGCCUCGACUAGCAGACUGGAAGUUAGCUAAACGCAUCGCGCGAUACCUCAAGGGUACGGCGGCGCUUAAGAUCACGAUGAUCGCAGAAGACAAUUUAGGUGCGGCGAUGCGACUAGAAGCGUUCAGCGACGCCGACUUUGCCGCCGACAAGACGGACCGGAAGUCAAUGACGGGCGGCAUCGUGAUGCUGAACGGGAUGGCCGUCAGCUGGGGUGCGCGGAAGCAGGGAGGCGUCUCCCUGUCGACGAUGGAGGCGGAAUUUGUCGCGGCGAGUGAAGUCGCGCGCGAGAUGCUCGGCCUGCGCGAGAUGUUGUGCGAAGUGGGCGUGGAGCCCACGCUUCCGAUGCAGUUGCGGGUGGACAACCAAGCGGCGAUCGCGCAGAUUGCGGGAGAGGCAUCGUCGCUGAAGGCAAAACAUGUGGAUGUGCGCCUUAAGUUUCUUUGCGACUACUCGCGCCGCGGCGUCAUCACGGCGAGCUACGUCAGAUCGGAGCAGAUGCUCGCAGACCUCCUCACGAAGGCGUUGGACGCGACGAAGCUCUCGACACUGCGCGCACUCGUGCGCAUUGGUUAA
This is a messenger RNA of Peronospora matthiolae, 1029 nucleotides long. The record is from the annotation of a GenBank genome assembly. Lineage: Eukaryota; Oomycota; Peronosporomycetes; Peronosporales; Peronosporaceae.